This is a messenger RNA of Neofelis nebulosa (Clouded leopard), 7184 nucleotides long. RefSeq names its product arginyl-tRNA synthetase 2, mitochondrial (gene RARS2). The transcript is spliced from 21 exons. Gene Ontology annotation, molecular function: ATP binding; arginine-tRNA ligase activity. Gene Ontology annotation, cellular component: cytoplasm; mitochondrion. The coding region runs from base 75 to 1820 and encodes 581 amino acids. Gene Ontology annotation, biological process: arginyl-tRNA aminoacylation; mitochondrial translation. Lineage: Eukaryota; Metazoa; Chordata; Mammalia; Carnivora; Felidae. The record is from RefSeq and is a predicted model, not a curated record.
UAGGCGGGGCGUUCAGAGAAGGGAGGGGCGAGGAUCCGGGCCAGGCAGCUGGGGCGUGCUUCUUGGAGGUAGCCAUGGCGUGUGGCUUCCGCAGGUCAAUCGCCUGUCAGCUUUCCAGACUUUUGGAUCUUCCACCAGAAAACUUGAUCAAGUCAAUAUCUGCAGUUCCAAUUUCCAGAAAAGAAGAAGUAGCUGAUUUUCAGCUUUCUGUGGAUUCUUUAUUGGGAAACAACAAUGACCAUUCAAGACCAGAUAUUCAAGUUCAAGCCACGAGACUGGCAGAGAAGCUAAAAUGUGAUACAGUGGUAAGUGAAAUCAGCACUGGUCAAGGGACUGUAAAUUUCAAAAUAAACAGAGAACUAUUAACAAAGACAGUACUACAACAAGUAAUCAAAGAUGGCUCAAAAUAUGGGUUAAACAGUGAGCUAUUCUCUGGUCUUCCCCAGAAGAAGAUCGUGGUUGAAUUUAGUUCACCUAAUGUUGCCAAAAAAUUUCACGUUGGACAUUUGCGUUCUACCAUCAUAGGAAAUUUUAUAGCAAAUCUCAAAGAAGCUUUAGGACAUCAAGUCACCAGAAUAAAUUACCUUGGAGAUUGGGGCAUGCAGUUUGGUCUUCUGGGAACUGGCUUCCAACUGUUUGGCUAUGAAGAAAAACUUCAGUCCAAUCCUUUACAGCACCUCUUUGAAGUUUAUGUACAAGUUAAUAAAGAAGCAGCAGAUAAUAAAAAUGUAGCAAAAUCAGCGCAUGAGUUCUUUCAGCGAUUAGAACUGGGUGACAUGCAAGCACUUGAACUGUGGCAGAAAUUUCGAGACCUGAGCGUAGAAGAAUACGUGCGGAUUUACAAGCGUCUAGGAGUACACUUUGAUGAAUAUUCAGGAGAAUCAUUUUAUCGUGAAAAAUCUCAAGAAGUCUUAAAAUUGCUGGACAGUAAAGGACUCCUGCAGAAAACAAUAAAAGGAACAGCUAUAGUGAAUCUUUCUGGAAAUGGUGACCCCUCCUCAAUUUGUACUGUAAUGCGAAGCGAUGGGACUUCUCUCUACGCAACCAGAGAUCUUGCAGCUGCUAUAGAUCGAAUGGACAAGUAUAAUUUUGAUACAAUGAUUUAUGUGACAGAUAAAGGGCAAAAAAAGCAUUUCCAGCAAGUGUUCCAAAUGCUGCAGAUCAUGGGAUAUGACUGGGCAGAAAGGUGCCAGCACGUGCCCUUUGGAGUGGUGCAGGGAAUGAAGACUCGAAGAGGAGAGGUUACCUUUCUGGAAGAUGUUCUAAAUGAGAUUCGAUCAAGGAUGCUACAGAACAUGGCUUCUAUUAAGACUACCAAAGAAGUGGAGAACCCACAGGAGACUGCAGAGAGGGUCGGGCUUGCAGCACUCAUUAUUCAGGACUUCAAAGGUGUGCUCUUGUCUGACUAUCAGUUCAGCUGGGAUCGUAUUUUCCAGAGUCGUGGGGACACAGGAGUCUUCCUACAGUACACGCAUGCUCGCCUCCACAGUUUGGAAGAGACUUUUGGAUGUGGUUAUCUAAAUGAUUUCAACACUGCUUGUUUACAAGAACCACAGUCUGUUUCCAUUCUUCAGCAUCUUCUCAGGUUUGAUGAAGUGCUUUAUAGAUCAUCUCAGGACCUUCAACCCAGGCACAUUGUCAGUUACCUUCUAACUCUAAGUCAUCUUGCAGGUAUGGCACACAAGACACUGCAUAUAAAAGACAGUCCUCCUGAAGUGGCUGGGGCCAGACUUCAUCUUUUCAGAGCUGUGCGUUCUGUGCUAGCCAAUGGAAUGAAACUUCUUGGAAUAACACCUUAUUCCUUAGGAGAAAAGUCAUAAGGAUUUGUUGAGCAUAAGGAUCAGAAGUACAAUUAAAAGUUCACCAAAAUCAGGUAAGAAAUAUAUCUAAAGGAGGGCCUAUAAGUAGUGAUACUGAAAUGGUAAGUGGUUGGCCUUCUACAGAAUACUUACUGGGUGCCAGGCACUAUUCUAAUCACUUUACCUAAAACAACCCAGGAGACUAUCCGUCCCACUUUACAGAUGAAGAAACUGAGACACAGGUUAAGUAACUUCCCCAAAGUUGCACAACUAAUAAAUUUUUUUAAAGAUUUCUACAAGCUUGAUGUUCCUCUAUUUGCAUUUAUAACAAUAAUCAAUUUUAAAAUCAAACAUAAAUACAGGCCAAGUCUGUUUCUUUUACUUAUUGCCGAUAUUUCACAGAUUGUGGUAUAAUUGAUCAGUAAGGAAAAUGAUUAUUACAGCACCCUGAAAUGUUAAAUAAUUCAGGAUCCAACUUAAUGCUGGGUGUAGGCUAGGGAAGUCUAUAUUAGAAGGACUAGUACAGUGAUGGUGCCAGAAUGCCAGCUAUCAUAAUGAAUUUUGUACUAAUUACAUAUUAUAAGAAACAAAAAUACCUUUAUACCUACGUCCAAAAGUUAGGAAGGUACAAACUAAGGGGGACAUGAAAGAAUUUUCUGUUCUUUCCCCCUCAUAAAAAGCCUUGUUUACUGUAACUGCACUGCUGAAAAUAAUCAUUCCCUAAAGUCCUUGUAUUUCCUUGCAAACCUAAUCAUACUAUAUUCACCGAGAAGUAUUCAGGUUGUCUUGUAUCUAAAACCAGGGAAACAGGGAGGUCCUGACUACAGAAAGGCUCUUUGUAGUAACUCAGUAGCCCUGUCACUUUCAGUAGAACCAGUACCCCUCAGCUAAGCUCUAGGACCAUGGAAACAACCUCAGUACUGGUGACCCACAUCCCAUAAGAUAAUGAACUUCUGCAUUUGUAGAAUAAACUAUAACAAAACAAGGAAUUUAUGACCAACUGCCAUAUUUAAGGAGUCAAGGAAGUGAGAAGCUCUUUUAAAAACUUAAAAAUACAAACUAAGACAUACUUAUCUGCAACCCAAAUAGCAUCACUGAAGCGAUGGUAGAAAGGACAAUGGCUGCUGCUGCAGAAAAGCCCUUCAUGAUGUUGUCUGUGUACUUGACCACGACAGAAGUGUAGAGGCCUCCAACACUUGCAAGAACUUGUAUACAGAAAGAAAGAAAAUCUUAACACUCGAAAAAUGAAACAUUCUAUGAUGGUGAAGCAGUUUUCACCCCCAGAGAUGCCAUACUAAUUUACCUAGGAAAAUACGAUUUUCCUUAGAAGCAGCCAUCUGAGAGAGUUUGUACUAAAAUCGAGUAAUAGUUCCUAUAAAACAACAUUGUUUUUCACAUGCCCAGAGGGCUAUGUGCUCUACUACUAAAUUGUACACAUUUAUUGCUAACACAUUAGAUACUACUGAUCGUGAAGGCAAAAUUGCUUUGGGAGAGUUACGCCACAAAGUCAGUCAAUAAAACCAAAAUUACAUUUUCAAACGUGUUCACAGUAGCAGAGGAACAAUUUCAAAAUGCUAUCAAAGGCUUAAAACAGACUUUUUUUUUUUUUUUAAAGGAUCUACCCAGAACUUGUUAAUUCCUGGAUACUUACAGAUGACAAACCAGACAUAAUAUGUGUAACCAUAGAAAAAUCCUUUUUCUUUAAUUUCAGCUCCAUCUGACAAGUAGACGCCAACUAAUGUCACAACAAUCCCUGAUAGAUACAUUUGAAUGUUUCUCACCCAGAGGGAAGUGUCUGAACUCUUUAAAACUUUUUCAAAGUACACUCCUGGAAAAAAAUUAGAUAUGCAAAUAUGAAAGAUAUUAAAAAUUAAUUUAAAAUUCCCUUCAUUUAGAACAAUAACCUAGACCUAUGACAAUAUAAAAGUAUAUGAUUCAGGGAACAAACACAUUUUACAUCAAGUGCACAUUUAUUAUGCUGGUUGUGACAUGGCAUUUUGACAUUAGCAACAGGUAUUUUUAUACAGCAUAUAAAAUCAGUAACUAAGAGGGAAUUUUCUAACCCACAUACAACAGGAAACUCAUAAAUUAUUAAGAACAGUUUCUCCCAUUACUGUAGCAGUAAGAUCACAGAAGCUUUCUGUUAAUGCCAAUAAUAGACUUCUUUUGGUCAGCAGGAAAACUAUACUAUUAGAGUCAAUUAUCUUAAUCAUAUCCCUCUAAUAUCUGCCUAGUAAUGAAAACUCCCAGCUUUACAAAAUAACCUAUAUAAUAACCACUUGGGAUUUUUUUCAGAGUAACAUAACCAAAAUAAAAUUUAAAUAGAAAUUGCUGAGUGAAGCCAUUUUCCUUUAAAGCAGGGUUCCACAAACCAAGUUCUUAAUGUCAGAAAAACCAUGAACUCACUCACUAGAUAAUACAUUUUGUAUGUAUGUACAUUUUCUUGGGGUUGAGGGUCCAUAGUUUUUCCAGAUACUCCAGAAAAGCAAAUGACUCAUCAUACACAUGCAAAAUCACAUACCACUAAGUUUUAUACUUAAAAUGAACACAUGGAGACAUUCAAGGAUAUUAAAGAUUUUCAUUAUAAACACAUUAAUUACAGACUUAGAAACUGCCACUCAAAUACUAAUCAACUAAAAAUUAUAAUGGAAAAGUUGUUUUUGGUGAAUGUGCGCUAGAGCCAGAGAACGGAAAGAAACAUGUAAUGGUUAUUCCUAUUCCCAUUUUUAAAAGUCUAAUAGCAUAUUUCUUGGGUAACUCAAUUUUUAUUUCUAAUUUGCUAGUUCCUAAGGAUAAAAAUUUAGCAUGAUGCUAUCAUUAAAUAUAUGUCUCAAUUUAGAUCUUCCCCUUUUAUCAAAGAUCUUUUUCACAAGCAAUAUUUCACUUCCACAUCCAGCCUACUUUCCUAAUCAAAAAUAAAAAGAAUCCUAACUCUUGAAAUAGCACAAAUAAAGAUAAAUAAUAAAAACAUAGCUAUGACUAAUAUAUUCUUUACUAAAAGAAAAUUCAGGUUCUUCUCUAUUGGAACUAUUUCUAAAACAUAUGUUGCACUUAACAUUAAUACCUUGUCUCUUCUUGAUUAAGUGGAGGAUUGUUCCUACACAUAUGACUCUAGACUUCCAUGUUUAUUUUAUGUUAAUGAUUUUGGUUCUCAUCCCUCCCUUUUUGGCUGUUACUUUUAUGUAUUAACUUUUCGGUGAGGUACUCUCCACCCCACCCCCUUUUCUCCCUACUCCAUAAUUUCUAAUCUAUUAGAGGAAGAACUUGAGGGUAACAGGAAAAAACAGAUACUGAGCUGGCAACUUCAUAUCCCACAGCAAGAGGAUAUUGCCUGAAGAUAGUGCCACUUCCAGGAAAUGGAAAGAGGUACUGGAGCUUUCUAACUGCUCACUUGUCCAUUGUUAGAAGUCUUUGUUCACUUUUGGGUUCUUAUCUGGACUGAAGAUGGUCAACAUGACAUAAAUAUGUUCUUAGAUUACUGCAAGUAUGAGUAAUGUCUUAGGUCUGAACCGAAUUAAACACUACCACACAUUUGCUGAAAAAACAGCUGACACAAAACUAUAAGUAGGAAGAUAAGCCUUAUUGGGAAUAAAAUGGUUACAAUAAAAUAAUAUAAACUAGAUCCCUAUUUAAUGUUUUUUUUAGAAAAUUUAACAGAACAAAGCAAUGCAUUUAUGAUUUACCUGCAAAUCCUGAGCACAAUACAGCAAUAGCUAUAGCGCCAAACCCUAACAAUGGGUUCUGUUCCACCUGCAAUAAUGUUUCAAAAGUUGUUAGUGACUCAUAAAUAGAAUUCAUCCAAGAGAUCAAAUGACUACAAAAAUUUGUUAUGGUUCUAUUGAGAGUAUGUGCCACAUCAGACACAGCUAGUCUACAGACUAAGAUAGAAACAAACAAAAGGCCAUCCCAGAGAUUAACCAAAGCACUUAAAUUAAAAAGCUGUCCCUCAAAUUGCAGCCAUGCUUACCGAACAUGUGUGCCUAUUCCUAAUAACAGGCAGGCAGUCAUCCUAGCACAGAAUUUUGCAUUGUCAGCCUGCCUCUUAAUUUUAACUUCUGCCACCACGUUAACUCAAGCCCUAAUAGCCUCAAUCACAGAAAUGGUAACAGUUUAACUCUUGUAUUUCCUAUCACCUGCAGAAUGAAGUAAUGACUUUAAGAUUUCCUACUUUACUAAAUUUCUAUCAAAUAUUAAUAGUAUCCUUCUAUGUACCAGAUACAGUCUUAUGUACUAAAUGAAUAAAAAUAAAAGAUGAUACACAGCUGUGGUUCUUAAAUAGUUCAUGGAUGAGAGAGAUUGACAGAUGUAUAUAAUUCUGUGCUAAAAGAUGCAUGUAUAUGUGCCCUAACCUAUUUCAACUUUAUUUUCUCUUUCUUCCCUAAACUAACCCUUAAGGAACUUUCAUCAGUCUUUCCUCAGAGAUAAAUACUAUCUCAGUAGUAACACUGAAACUAAAGAGUAGAGACACAUGACUAUACUAUGACAAGCACAUACCUUGUUCAAAAUAAACAGCCUGAUAUAGGUGAGUAUUGCUUUAUGUUAAAUGUCUGAGAGAGAAAGCUUGGUCUAAGUGAUUGCAACUGUUAUUGUUAUUAAUGACUUACUAGCAAAACGCGAGAACAGAUGACAUAAAAAGUUUAAUGGUCAUCACUAGAAAAUAAUAUGGCUUCGCUAAGAAUGAGACAUACCAAAUUUCCUUAUGAAGGGAUUCUUAGUAUGAUGAGGGGAAUUCUAUAGAGACAGUAUUUUGAAAAAAAAAAAAAAAAGACAAAUCUACAUAAUAUUUUUGUGAAACAGACAGAAAUGUAUUGAGAAUAGUAGUACAAUUCUAUCCAUAGCUGAGUGAAUUCUCAUACAGCAAAGUGCUAACAGAAUAAAAUCAAGCUAGACCAACAACCAAUACCAGUUUGCUAGGCAUAUGAAUGAGCCACCUUAGAAACAUCCUCUAGGCCCAGUCAGGCCUUCAGUUGACUGCUGCCAUAGCCAAUAUCUUGAUUGCAACUUUCAAGAGACCUCAAGCCAGAACUACCUAGCUAAGGCACUCUCAAAUUCCUGGCAGACCUAUAAAAACUAUGAGAGAAGAGAAGGAUUAUUGAUCAAGAGGGGGGAAAAGUCCAGCUAGAGAGAGAUCUAAAAGCAUAGCCACAGAACUCUGGUCCUCUCCUGUCUAAAUUUUUAGGGAAGACCCAAAGACAUAUUUGUCGAAUCUGUAGAACACUAACAACUUAAAAACCUAAUAAUGGAUAAUAAGAUCUGGAAGGACCUCAAACGCCUGAAUGAUGAACCAAAGCUAACAAGAUACUAAAAUAAAUACAUCCUGCAUUUUGGUUAGAAGAACCAGCCCACUGCACAUGACACAUUUGAAAUAAACUAUGUUGUGUGAAA